AUGAUAAUAGGAUGUCAAUUGCCCUUUCUUCAGGAUAAGCCGACACCUAAUAAGGAUCAGGAGAACAACAGAUAUGCUAAGAGACAACCUUUUGGGGUUAAGGAUAUAAACAACAACAGGGCUUAUGAGGCCGAAGAAAGCUCGAGUGGCGUCUUUUGGUUCUUGAAGACCUGCACGUUCCUGGUGGAGUAG
Molecule: messenger RNA, 192 nt
Organism: Triticum turgidum subsp. durum (durum wheat)
Lineage: Eukaryota; Viridiplantae; Streptophyta; Magnoliopsida; Poales; Poaceae
Source: the annotation of a GenBank genome assembly